Messenger RNA from Colletes gigas, 1518 nucleotides. Its product is annotated as carnosine N-methyltransferase. The record is from RefSeq and is a predicted model, not a curated record. The transcript has 7 exons. Lineage: Eukaryota; Metazoa; Arthropoda; Insecta; Hymenoptera; Colletidae. Gene Ontology annotation, molecular function: S-adenosylmethionine-dependent methyltransferase activity. Bases 75 to 1274 code for a protein of 399 amino acids.
CACUAAGAAAGCCGCCACCGAACGUCGUUCUAAAAAUCUUAUUAAAAUACAGAGCUCCACGUUCGAAUAUAAAAAUGGAAACAAUGACGAAUCCUUAUCCGAGAAAGAUGCACGACAAUUACGAGGAUGAAGAGGAAAGGAAACACUUUCAACGCAUCGUGUCGGCUUUCAAAUAUUACAAAAAUCACUCAUUAUUAAGGGUAAAAAGAACAGAGUCUUAUUUGUUAUCACUCCCAGCUCAUCAUCAGAAACUUCUGUCAAAAUAUAGGGAACAUUUGCAAGAAGUUAAAAGAUGUGUUGAGAACAAUGAUGAAAUAAUUAAACUCAUCAUAAAAGAUGUGGCCCAUAUUUUUGAAAAUGUGAGCCCAGCUAGUGCACAGACUGACAGUGUAAGAAAAAUUUACAUGACACUAAAUCCUCGUCCAAUAAUGGCUGAUCAGGAAAAGGUUCAAGCUACAAUUAAACAACUGGUCCGUGAUUGGAGCGUGGAAGGAACUGAAGAACGCACAGCAUGCUAUCAACCUAUUAUAGAUGAAAUCUUGAAUCAAUUUCCCUUAGAGUAUUGUACACCGUCGGAAGUGCAAGUACUAGUACCUGGAGCAGGUUUAGGGAGACUUGCAUAUGAAAUUGCGCGACGCGGUUAUACUUGCCAAGGAAAUGAAUUUUCUCUUUUUAUGCUUUUUGCAUCUCAUUUUGUAUUAAAUAAAUGUAGGGGAGUAAAUUCAUACCAAGUACAUCCUUGGGUACAUCAGUAUAUGAACAAUUUAAAGCCAGAACAUCAAACUCAAGCUGUAUUCUUUCCUGACGUAAAUCCUAGCGAUCUUCCGGAAAACGCGCAAUUUUCAAUGGCAGCGGGAGAUUUUCUAGAGGUUUAUACGGAGGACAAUCAUUGGGACUGUGUUGCAACAUGUUUUUUCAUAGAUUGUGCGAACAAUGUUGUACAGUUUAUCGAAACAAUCUAUAAAAUUCUGAAACCUGGGGGAGUAUGGAUAAAUCUUGGACCAUUACUGUAUCACUUUAGCGACAUGCCGAUGGAAGAUUCAAUAGAACCGAGUUAUGAUGUUGUUCGUAAUGUAAUUCAAGGAUUUGGCUUUCAAUUAGAAAAGGAAGAAACACACGUGAGAACGCGCUAUGCGCAAAAUGUUAACAGUAUGUUACAAUGUGAAUAUAAUAGCGUAUAUUUUGUUUGUCGAAAACCUAAAAGACGCAUAGAUCACGAUACGAGUCAUAGAAAUGGCUCUGAAAGUAACGGUAUACAAGAACAAGAAAAUUAACUAUCGACGACCUGAUCCGUUUAACGCGUAAGGAACAUUGAUAUAACUGUAAAUGCAUUACAUAAUAGUUUCAUAACUACGAAAGCAAAGCUGUUAUACUGUGUGAAUACAAGUCAAUAUUAGGCAAUUUAGAAAGGAAACGGAAAUCUUUAAAGACGUUUAACAACUAAAUUGAUAUUUUUUUAUCAAAAAUUUUAUUUCAUUAUAAGUAAUUAAAUAAAUUCGCUUUAUUGUGAACAAAUUG